CUGGCUCCGCCCCUCGCGUGAUGCGGGGCUGCAUUUGAACCAUCACCCGAUGGGAAACCACUCCCCGCCCGGAUCCUCGUUCGGUUCCGGUUCGGUUCCGAUCCGGUUCUUUAUCCGGCUCCGGAUCAUGGCAACGUGGGUUCUGCUGCUCGGGGCUCUGAUGAGCUCGGCAUCAGCCGUGUGGGGCUGUGACCCCGAGCAGUUUCGCUGCGGUGACGGCAGCUGCAUCUCGGCCACGUGGGUUUGUGACGGAGGCACCGAGUGCCGCGAUGGCAGCGACGAGGAGCCUGAAAUGUGCCGCUCGUUGCCGUGCCCGUUGCAGCACUUUGACUGCGGUGUCUCCGUGGGGCGGCAGCGCUGUGUGCCCAUGUCGUGGCGCUGCGACGGGCAGCAGGACUGCGGGCACGGCCAGGAUGAGAUGGGCUGCAGUGAGUGAUAAUGGGGGCACUUAUGGGGCAAUGUGGG
Molecule: messenger RNA, 465 nt
Organism: Coturnix japonica (Japanese quail)
Lineage: Eukaryota; Metazoa; Chordata; Aves; Galliformes; Phasianidae
Source: RefSeq, a predicted model, not a curated record